Impatiens glandulifera is the source of this 510-nucleotide messenger RNA. RefSeq lists its product as uncharacterized. The record is from RefSeq and is a predicted model, not a curated record. Lineage: Eukaryota; Viridiplantae; Streptophyta; Magnoliopsida; Ericales; Balsaminaceae. The transcript is spliced from 2 exons. The coding region runs from base 1 to 510 and encodes 169 amino acids.
AUGACUUUUGUGCUCUCAUCUCUUAAGAAUAGCAUGAUAAAGGCUUUGAACACCCAGGAAGAAGAAAGAAAGGAAUUUGCUGAAGUUAUCAAAGUUCUUACUGAAUAUGACAAUACUCUGAAGAAGAACACGAAGUUUCAAGCAAAGGAGAAUGCUAAAGCUGAUGCUGAUAGAGAUCAACCUCGAAUCACCCAAGGUGAGUCAAGCAGAAGAAGUGACGGUGUGUCAACCGGCACUAGAUCCAGACGAGCUCCAAGUAACGAUGAAAAUCCUAGGACAACUAAAAGAGGCAGAGGUCGAAGCGGUGGUGAUCGUGGAGGCCGAAUCAGUGGUGGUGGUCUCGGUAGGCAAUCUGGGUUUGAUCAAAGAGGUCAUGCCAGUGACGGUGAUCGUGGUGAUAGACCAAGUGGAAGCGGUCGUGGUGGUCGCAGUCUUCCUCCGUUUCUAAACAUGUUAACCGGUCAAGACAUGAGCCCAGCCGAUCCUCGAGUUAAAGGGGGAGAACAAUAA